GUCGUGGGGUUGGGGCGUUCGGGGGUGAGCCAGAAGCUGCGUGCGCUUCCGCGGCCUCAAAAGUAGGGGUUCGCAACGAUGGAUUUCCUUUUUUUUUUUUCAUGCUGGGUGUCAUCGUUGAAGGUCUCAAGCUCGCUUGCGGCAAGAGGCCAGAGGACGAGAGCACGGAGGGAGGAGUGGGAGAGGUGGUGGAGCAAGGGCCUAACAGCAGGAAGGACAAGUGAUCCCGUUGGAUAUUCUGCUGCUUUUGUUGGACUGACUGGGGAUUGCGAUUGCAAGUCGGUCAGUGCCUUCCGGUCAUUUGUGCCUUGCCGCCUGCUUUAGUCCGGCCAAAAAAAGCUCUCAGUAUCUGCCUGUUACAGGUGCUCCGCUUCAUCUCGGGAAAUCUCUCAAUCGGAAAGGGACAGGCUGUGUGUGAACCUCGCAGUAGUUGGCACAUCGCUCUCUAUCGGGUGCUCGUCCAACCGUAGCUCGUCGAGAAAUUCCCUCAGACCUCAGUCGAAAGAAUCGGACCGAGCUGCCUCGGUGCGGAGAGUCAACUCUACCCGAAGGACUGACGUUGCCGCAGGAUCGCCCGAGUUUUCAGCGUCCCUCCCUCCUUCUCGCCCUCAUUCCCGCCCCUCGGAGAUCUCGACCAAGAGCCAGCUCUCGUCUGAGCUGAACACAUCCCGAAGCCAGACUUCUCUCAGCUCGUUCUCCUGCUCGACUCCAACUACUCUCGUGCGACCUUGGUCCGUCAGGGGUAGCGGCUUCAAGAUGCCAACGGCAGCGCUCUCCAAGGUUGCUGGAACUGUGGCAGCAUUUGCCGAUAAACCGGUGACAACACCCUUCCGAGACUCGGUUGUGGGCCAGAAAUUCAAUGUACAUAGUGCGUUCUACGGCCAGUCUCUGCGGGUGCAAUCGGCCGUCAGCGGACGCUCGGACUCUCGGUUGUCUUCUCGGCGCUCAUCACGCUCUGGAAUCACAUUCUGCGCUGUCACCAGCCCUACGCAGCCGUCAGUAGAUCAGCCCUCUUCUCAGCCGCCUGCAUCUGAAUCUACGAAGACAGAGUGUUUUGGAGUUUUCUGUGUGACCUAUGAUUUGAAAGAGGUCAGUUGGAUAACUUCAGACGAGAGGCCUAAGACAUGGAAGAAGACUGUUCGGAUUGCAGUAUCAGGAGCCGCUGGUGCGAUCUCGAACCAUCUGCUGUUCAAGCUUGCGUCAGGAGAGGUUUUUGGACAAGACCAACCCAUAGCUCUCAACCUUCUAGGUUCUGUGAGGUCCAGGAAUGCCCUCGAAGGAGUCGCAAUGGAGUUGGAAGAUUCCUUGUUCCCCUUGUUGCGGGAAGUCAACAUCGGCAUCGAACCAACGGAAGUUUUCCGUGACGCCGACUGGGCCUUGCUGAUUGGUGCUAAGCCACGAGGUCCCGGCAUGGAGCGAGCUGACUUAUUAGACAUUAAUGGUCAGAUCUUUGCCGAACAGGGUAAAGCCUUGAACGAGGUCGCCAGUCCUAACGUUAAAGUUAUGGUAGUUGGAAACCCCUGCAAUACGAAUGCACUCAUCGCUUUGAAGAAUGCUCCCCGAAUUCCAGCGAAAAAUUUCCAUGCGCUGACCAGGUUGGAUGAGAACAGAGCCAAAUGUCAGCUGGCUUUGAAAGCAGGAGUCUUUUACGACAAUGUGUCCAACUGUACCAUUUGGGGCAACCACAGCACCACUCAGGUGCCCGACUUCCUAAACGCCAAAAUUCACGGAAGGCAAGUGAAGGAUGUUAUCACAGACCACAAGUGGUUGGAGGAGGAGUUCACUCCCCGAGUGCAAACUCGUGGAGGUGCUUUGAUCAAGAAGUGGGGGCGUUCUUCCGCAGCAUCUACGGCCGUGUCUAUUGCUGAUGCCAUUAAGUCUCUCAUCACUCCUACUCCGGAAGGCGACUGGUUUUCAUCAGGGGUGUACACCAACGGAAAUCCUUAUGGUAUUGCCGAAGACAUUGUAUUCAGUAUGCCUUGCCGUUCAAAGGGCGAUGGUGAUUACGAAGUAGUACCACACUGUCUGAUUGAUGAUUAUCUCUACGCACGCAUCAAGAAGAGUGAGGAUGAACUCAUUGCCGAGAAAAAGUGUGUCGCCCACCUUAUUGGCGAGGAUUGGGAACCCGAAGGCGGGCUUGCCAGAGCUGCGUCUGAAGUAAAUGAAUUUUCCGCGACGAGAUAUGGCUGGCCGGGACGAUACAUGAGUUUGCGACCAUGUGGAUUUCCGGACGAGACGUGCAAAACGAAGAAAUUAAGUCAAUUUUCUUAAUGUUGUUUGCAGUCUGGCGGCGUUUGCAGCAUCACCGAGGACACGAUGCUUCCUGGCGAAGUAUAAACGUGCCGAUUUUUAUAAGUUUGACGUAGAAAUCUCUACUCGAGGUUAAUUCAAGAGUUAUGGAAGGAGGGAAAGACCACUGUGGGUCUACGAAGUAGUAAAGCAGUAUUGGUCCCCCCAUCACAUUGGUUGCACCAUUCCUCGGAAGGCGCUCUUCGGCAACUUCUAUACAUGUCGCCACCUGAGCUUCAUUGACACAGCAUAAAGACCUCCAGGCUAGAUGAAUCAAAGAGGAGUGAAAGCUGAGAUUUCCGUUUUUCAACCGUAGGUCGAGUUUUGUGGUAUUAAUACGUUCGUGUCAUUUCAAUUCGAAACUCACGACUGUUGUAGUUAAAAGUCCUUUGGUGGAAUGCUUGGCUGGAGAAUGUGAGGAUGUGUAAGUUGUUCAUUUUUUCUCCGAUCCUUCAGCGUAGAUUAUACAGGCGAGGAGAGGAAAGCAAUUUAUUGAGACAUUAGAUCAUCAUUGAGGUUGCUCGCACCAUUGUAUGUUCCGUCUUCCUGGUAUAUAUUGGAAAUAAACAGUGUACGUAUGUAAUACGGAGCUAAUUUUGUCCG
This is a messenger RNA of Marchantia polymorpha subsp. ruderalis, 2892 nucleotides long. Lineage: Eukaryota; Viridiplantae; Streptophyta; Marchantiopsida; Marchantiales; Marchantiaceae. The record is from the annotation of a GenBank genome assembly.